Messenger RNA from Acomys russatus (golden spiny mouse), 3760 nucleotides. RefSeq names its product netrin G1 (gene Ntng1). Gene Ontology annotation, molecular function: cell-cell adhesion mediator activity. Bases 440 to 2068 code for a protein of 542 amino acids. Lineage: Eukaryota; Metazoa; Chordata; Mammalia; Rodentia; Muridae. The record is from RefSeq and is a predicted model, not a curated record. The transcript is spliced from 7 exons.
CGCACGCCUCUGCUUCUGAUACUGAUACUUCAGCAACUCUCAGCAGCCCCGGCGAACCCUGAAUGCUGAGGACCACUCAGGAUUAUCGGAUGUACAACAGGAGAGCCAUCACUUUGCUAAAUUAUUAUCUGCUCCUGGACAUCUUCCACAAACGUCUAAUAGAUAUGUUGUAGGAGGAGAAAGGGCUGCAAGCUAUUAAUGCCUGACACAGAAGCAUGUUAGGCUCCUACCAAAGUCCUCAGCAUACCUGACCACGCACAAUAGUUCAAUCUGUCACAUUUGGUUUUGGAAUCUGCUUUGAGACCUCAGCCUUUUUAUUAUUUUUUUUUAAAUAUACAGACCUACCUACAUAAAGACACAAGCAUAUAUGAUAUGCUCAUGUAUAUGUAAAAGAGACACUGAUUGCAAAUAAGACACGAAGCUUGCCAAGAUUUUAGAGAUGUAUUUGUCAAGAUUCCUGUCGAUCCAUGCCCUGUGGGUUACGGUGUCCUCUGUGAUGCAGCCCUACCCUUUAGUGUGGGGACAUUACGAUGUAUGUAAGACUCAGAUUUACACAGAAGAAGGGAAAGUUUGGGAUUACAUGGCCUGCCAGCCGGAAUCCACGGACAUGACAAAAUACCUGAAAGUGAAACUGGAUCCUCCGGAUAUUACCUGUGGAGACCCUCCAGAGUCCUUCUGUGCAAUGGGCAACCCUUACAUGUGCAAUAAUGAGUGUGAUGCAAGUACCCCUGAACUGGCCCACCCUCCGGAGCUGAUGUUUGAUUUUGAAGGAAGACAUCCCUCCACAUUUUGGCAAUCUGCUACUUGGAAGGAGUACCCUAAACCUCUCCAGGUUAACAUCACUUUGUCUUGGAGCAAAACCAUUGAGCUCACAGACAACAUAGUUAUGACCUUUGAAUCAGGGCGUCCAGACCAAAUGAUCCUGGAGAAGUCUCUUGAUUACGGACGAACCUGGCAGCCCUAUCAGUAUUAUGCCACAGACUGCCUAGAUGCAUUUCACAUGGACCCGAAGUCCGUGAGGGAUUUAUCCCAGCACACCGUCUUAGAAAUCAUCUGCACAGAGGAAUACUCCACUGGGUACUCCACAAAUAGCAAAAUAAUCCACUUUGAGAUCAAAGAUAGGUUUGCGUUCUUUGCUGGACCUCGACUACGAAAUAUGGCUUCCCUCUAUGGACAGCUGGAUACAACUAAGAAACUCAGAGAUUUCUUCACAGUCACAGACCUGAGGAUCAGGCUGUUGAGACCGGCUGUUGGGGAAAUAUUUGUGGAUGAACUACAUUUGGCUCGUUACUUUUAUGCAAUCUCAGACAUAAAGGUGCGAGGAAGGUGCAAGUGCAAUCUGCAUGCCACUGUGUGUGUGUACGACAACAGCAAACUGACAUGUGAGUGUGAGCACAACACUACAGGUCCAGACUGUGGAAAAUGCAAGAAGAAUUAUCAGGGCCGACCUUGGAGUCCAGGCUCCUACCUCCCCAUCCCCAAAGGCACUGCAAAUACCUGUAUCCCCAGCAUCUCCAGUAUUGGUAACUGUGAAUGCUUCGGCCACUCCAAUCGGUGCAGUUAUAUCGAUCUGCUAAACACAGUCAUUUGCGUGAGCUGUAAACACAACACUAGAGGGCAGCACUGUGAGUUAUGCAGGCUGGGCUACUUCAGAAAUGCUUCUGCACAGCUGGACGAUGAGAAUGUGUGCAUAGAGUGUUAUUGUAACCCUUUGGGCUCAAUCCAUGAUCGUUGUAAUGGCUCAGGAUUUUGUGAGUGUAAGACUGGAACGACAGGGCCUAAAUGUGAUGAGUGUCUGCCAGGAAAUUCCUGGCACUACGGCUGUCAACCUAAUGUCUGCGACAAUGAGCUCCUGCACUGCCAGAAUGGAGGGACCUGCUACAACAACGUGCGCUGCCUGUGCCCGGCUGCCUACACCGGCAUCCUCUGUGAGAAGCUGCGGUGCGAAGAGGCUGGCAGCUGUGGCUCCGACUCUGGCCAGGGAGCACCUCCGCGGGGCUCACCAGUGCUGCUGCUGCUGCUGCUGCUGGCUGCGCUGCUGGGGACAGCCAGUCCGAUGGUGUUCUAGGGGUCACACCCAGCCCCUCCGACAGGCCUGUGCUGUGGGGAAGCAAACACAACCCAAGCAGUUGCUACUACUAUAGAAAACACGCACACCCACUCCAACACAGUGUACAAAGGAAGAGGGCCUAACUGAACUAAGCCAUAUCUCUCAGACCAGGACAGCACAUCGCACAUCAUCACACAUCGGAGUCAAGACUGUUCAUCACUGACUCCAGAGGAAUUGGCAGCUGUUGCUGUUAUCGCUGCAAAUCUCAUUGCCAGCUGCAGAGCUGAUUGCGGAUUGGCAAGGCCGUGAGAGCGCCCCCCAAAGGAAAGACGGAAAACAAACUGGUCAACCAACCUAAAAACAUUCGCUACUCUACCGUGGUGCACCCUAGUACCGCUCUGCCCAGUUUGUGGACCAACCAAAUAGAAGCAUUCUUUGCUGUCAGGUGCAUUGUGGGUAUAAGGAAAUCUGGUACAAGCUGCCAUAUUGGCCUGCUUCAGCCCCCUGAAUCCCUUCCAACCUGUGCUUUAGUGAACGUUGCUCUGUAACCCUUGUUGGUUGAAAGAUUUUUUUGUCCGAUGUUAGUGAUACACACGUGUAGCAGCCCCCUCCAAAGCGCAAGCCAGUCACACCCCUGUAUAUUUUAGCAGCACUGAGAUCCCAGUGCCGGCUCACACCCACUUCACGAGAGUGAGUGGCUAGAGGAAAAGAGAAAGUGUAUCUAUCCUUUUGUAUUCAAAUGAAGUUAUUUUUCUUGAAAUACUGUAAUAUGUAGAUUUUUUGUAUUAUUGCCAACUUCUGUUACCUGACAAUCUGUUAAAGUAUCUAAUUCGAAUCAGCAAACACUGACAUUUGAUUUGUGUCUUCUUCGGUUUUGUUUUGUUUCAUUGUGCAGAGACUUCUCUGUAGGGGCAAGGAGCGUGCUGGCAUCAAAGAAUAUCAGUUUACAUAUAUAGCAAGUGUAAUAAGAUUCCACCAAAGGACAUUCUAAGUGUUUUCUUGUUGCUUUAACACUGGAAGAUUUAAAGAAUAAAAAUUCCUGCUAAAUGCUAUCAGGAAUUUGUAUUGCCGUUUCUUAAGCCGAAAGGAGCUACCACCCAACAGUUUCGCAUCCACUCCGCUGAUUAUGUGUGGACUGAACACAGUCAGCUGACAACUUUAGUAACCCAGGAAGAUGGGUUGAUGGUCACUAGCUUGGACAACGUCUGCAAAAUAUGAGACUAUUUUCCACCUGGGAAAAAAAUUAUAACCGCAAAAACAGAGAGAAAGAAAAAUCUAAGUGAUUGCCAAGAUUAUGCCAAAGCCUGUUGGCAGUGUACUAAGAGACUUUUUAUUUUUAAGUCAUGCUAUUUUCACAGAUUUAUGGUGAUCAUGUGACUCUAGGGAUGCAGAUCUAUGCAUCCUUCCAAAUACAGUGUUUACAUGGAAUAUCCUAAGAGGCCACCUGGGGAACCAGAACAGCAGCAGGGAAACUGAGUGAUUAGCAAUUUGACUUUGAAUAUAUUCUAAGUAUUUAAAUGAAAUAUCAAAAUAUACAGCAGCAAGUAGACAUAACUGCUGUUCCUGAGAAUAAAGUCUGUUUCAAGUACUGCCCAAGGUGUAAUAAAUUCUUGUUUCUGCCUUUUAUUAGGCCAAUUACUGCAUAAGACAGCAAAGGGAGCUGGGCUGGGGGGGAACACUGCAAAGUUUGGGAGGGGCUGAAAUGGCAUA